This is a messenger RNA of Clupea harengus (Atlantic herring), 774 nucleotides long. Its product is annotated as testisin-like. The coding region runs from base 1 to 774 and encodes 257 amino acids. The record is from RefSeq and is a predicted model, not a curated record. Gene Ontology annotation, biological process: proteolysis. The transcript has 6 exons. Lineage: Eukaryota; Metazoa; Chordata; Actinopteri; Clupeiformes; Clupeidae. Gene Ontology annotation, molecular function: serine-type endopeptidase activity.
AUGCCACCACCGACCCCAAGUGAAAACAUCGCCAGUCCUGGUGUCACCCUUGCUACCAGUGAAACCAUAACUAGUCCUGGGAAUGGAAGUACCACUCCUGAUAUAAGACCCACAACAACAGCCACCACCUCUGACACCACAGGGACAAUAACUACUGCAGAGAGUUUUCCCCACAUUGAAAAUGCCACCACUGCCCCAAAUGAAAACAUCACCAGUCCUGGUCUCACCUUUACUACCAGUGAAACCAUAACCAGUACUGGGAAUGGGAGUACGACUCCUGAUGUAAGACCCACAACAACAGCCACCACCUCUGACACUACAGGGACAAUAACUACCGCAGGCAAUUGUGGGAGAGCCCCUCUGAACAGAUGGAUUUUGGGUGGAGAGGGCGACCCUUCUGGCAAUUGGCCCUGGCAGGUUAGUAUCCAUAUUGAAAAUGGCAACACAGGACAACACACCUGUCGAGGGACUCUGAUCAACAACCAGUGGGUGCUAACUGCUGCCCACUGCGUUGAAAGACGUGAUCCCACCUUGUACACUGUUUACCUGGGAAGGCAGACCCAGAAUAUCACUGCCAACCCUAAUGAAGUCAAGCGUUCUGUCCAGUCAGUCGUCACUCAUCCUGACUUCACCACGUUGUACGAUGCUGGUAAUGACAUUGCUCUAAUAAAGCUGAGGGAGCCGGUGACUUUCACAGAGUAUAUCAGACCCGUCUGCCUGCAGUCCAACAUGAGCACUUUCCACAACGGCACCACCUGCUGGGCUACUGGCUAG